GGAAGUUACUAUAUAUGGGCUUAUACCUUCUGAUAUGGGGUGAAGCAUCCAAUCUCCGCUUCAUGCCGGAGUGUCUAUGCUACAUAUUUCACAAUAUGGCAUAUGAACUUCAUGGUUUAUUGGCCGGGAAUGUCAGCAUUGUUACUGGUGAAAACAUCAAACCUUCUUAUGGUGGUGAUGAUGAGGCAUUCUUGCGGAAGGUUAUAACUCCCAUAUACCGCGUAAUUGAGAAGGUAUGGUUUUUUCUGUUAUGGACAUUAUCAGCUUUCUUCUCGGUGAUGAGUUAUAAUCAUUCUAAUAAUAUAGGAAGCAGUAGAAAUGGAAAGGCUCCUCACUCGGCCUGGUGCAACUAUGAUUAUCUAAAUGAAUAUUUCUGGUAUUUGUUUUCGGCAGUUCUUGGAAAGGAAUUUCAGUUAUGGAAAUCUUUCAGAAAUUAA
This is a messenger RNA of Lotus japonicus, 437 nucleotides long. Its product is annotated as callose synthase 5-like. Gene Ontology annotation, molecular function: glucosyltransferase activity. The coding region runs from base 15 to 437 and encodes 140 amino acids. NCBI's taxonomy places the organism in Eukaryota, Viridiplantae, Streptophyta, Magnoliopsida, Fabales, Fabaceae. Gene Ontology annotation, cellular component: plasma membrane. The transcript has 3 exons. The record is from RefSeq and is a predicted model, not a curated record.